Molecule: messenger RNA, 594 nt
Organism: Eruca vesicaria subsp. sativa (arugula)
Lineage: Eukaryota; Viridiplantae; Streptophyta; Magnoliopsida; Brassicales; Brassicaceae
Source: the annotation of a GenBank genome assembly
AUGAAAAGCAUAACUGACUUCACGAGUAGAGUAUUCACUAUCUCGUCCAUGGCUUCUGGAGCAGUUUUCAAUUUGUCUGAUUCUAGUCUUCUCAAAAUCCAUAAAGGUGACAUCACCGAGUGGUACGUGGAUGCGAGAACCGAUGCUAUUGUCAAUUCAGCAGAUAACCGAAUGAUAGGUGGUGGUGGCGGCGUCGAUGGAGCAAUACAUAGAGUUGCUGGGCGACACCUGAGAACAAUGUGCUGUGGCGUCCCUCAAGUUAGUCCUGGAGUGCGUUGUCCAACCGGUGAAGCAAGAAUCACUGUGGGUUUCAAUUUGUAUGCAUCUCAUGUGAUUCACACUGUUGGACCCGUCUAUGAAUCAGACGUCAACCUAAAGAAUCGCUCACCAGUUCUUACAAGUAAACAAAAUAGUCUUAUAGUGGCGAAGGAAAACAACAUCAAAUACAUUGCAUUUCCUGCCAUCUCUUGUGGGAAUUCUCGGUACUGUUGUCACCACAACCAGAAACUUAAGUCAUAUCCUAAAGAUGAAGCUGCUAUGAUCGCUAUAUCUGUUAAGGUUUUGAUCUCAACUCCUAUUGCUCAACUGAUCUAG